UUUCAGUGAAACGUCGGAACUCGUUUUGUAGGGAAGCUAGAAGACGUUAGCUUAAAGUUUCUAUGGAAGCACUUGGAGCAUCGCUCGGAAUCACGCAAGCGUCCUCGUUGACGCGCUGGAGUGAAGCAACAGACCCCAUUCCUCUCACAUUCAAAGGCAUGCCACAGCCGGAAAGGGAACGAGAACAAGAAUCUCCGUUUCCGGUCUCUGACUAUCUCAACAGCAAGAUAGCUCUAUGGGAGGGCGAUGUGACCAAAUUAGAGGCGCAGGCAAUAGUGAACUCGACCAACGAAGCGUUGACUGACCGCAAUCCCAUUAGCGAACGUAUUCAUGAAAUGGCCGGUCCCGAACUGGCGGCUGAGUGUCGACAGCAACUGCAAGGAUGCAGGACCGGGGAAGCGAAAAUUUCUAAGGGAUACAGGCUGCCAGCAAGAUAUGUUAUUCACACUGUUGGACCUCGUUACAAUGAAAAGUAUCAGACUGCCGCGGAGAGCGCGCUGUUUAACUCGUACAGACGAACAUUGCAACUGAUGAGAGAGUACAAUUUGGAAACACUUGGAUUGUCUGUUAUAAAUUCUGCUCGCCGAGGUUAUCCACCAGAGGAGGGCUCUCACAUUGCUAUACGAACAGUAAGACGCUUUCUUGAGAAGCAUGGAGACAGCGUUGAUGUUAUUGUGUUUGUUGUGACAGCACAAGAUUUGGGUGUGUAUUCAUCUCAAUUGCCUCUUUACUUUCCAAGAACAGAGGAUGAGCAGCGAGUUGCUACUGGUCUUCUACCAGAAGACACCGGAAACGAAGAAGGAGAGCCAGUCAUUGCAGAGAGGAAAAUUAGGAUUGCGAACAACCCUUUAACAGGAGGUGAAGAUAUGAACGAAGGUGAUGACGAUGAUGCGAUUCCUAUUGGUGACAGAACUGAUGACCGGGACGUUCCAGUGAUAGACCAUCAUGUGGGAGAGCACUCAUUUGCUGUCAUGGAAGAUGACCAUGAUCAGAGACGUCGAGAGCAGUUGGAAACGAAACCUAGGGAAGAGAGCGAAGCAGCAGAACAUGCAAGACGGUAUCAACGCUGGUUGAAGAGAUCAAAGACUGAUGAUUUAUCUGACAUAGCACGUCUGAGAGUAAUUUAUCAGUCUGGAGUGGACUUCCUUGGUCGACCCGUCGUCAUGUUUAUUGGAAAGAACUUUCCAGCAUCAUCCAUAGACUUAGAUAAAGCUGUUGCUUAUUUCAUUGGCUACUUGGAUCCAAUUGUCAAUCGUGAUUAUGUCGUUGUGUACUUUCAUACGUUAACAACAGGCGACAACUUGCCAGAAUUUUCAACACUCAAAGCUUUAUACAACCUUGUAGACAACAAAUUCAGACGAAACUUAAAGUCGUUUUAUAUAGUUCAUCCCACAUUUUGGUCCAAGGUUGUUACCUGGUUUUUCACUACGUUUACUGCAUCCAGCAUCAAGGACAAAGUGCGUAGUGUUUCGGGAAUAGAGUUUCUGUAUGAUCACAUCAGCCCAGAUCAGUUGGAUAUUCCUCCGUUUGUCUUAGAACAUGAUCGACGGGUAAACGGUGAGGCGUAUCAUUUGCGUCCUACUAGAGAGAAUAUGGAAGAUGGAGCAACUUUGUAGGGGAUGAUGUGGUGCAUGGGUGUGGUUGAAUGUCAAAGUUGUCGCUUGUCAGAUUAACUGGUGACGUUUAGGUUUCUCUCUUUCAUUGCUUCUUUAUUUUCAUUAUAGUAGAUGGUGUACUGGAUAGACCUUAUCAAUUACAUGCAUUACUGCGGCAACAGA
Molecule: messenger RNA, 1778 nt
Organism: Corticium candelabrum
Lineage: Eukaryota; Metazoa; Porifera; Homoscleromorpha; Homosclerophorida; Plakinidae
Product: protein GDAP2 homolog
Exons: 14
Coding region: 63-1616 (517 amino acids)
Source: RefSeq, a predicted model, not a curated record